AAUAACUAUAAAAUAGGACUCUUUAUUAGUUUAACAAAAAUUCCUCUGCAAUGCAAGUUGAAGAACCAAUUGUCAAACCUAUGUUGCCAUGAGUAGAAAAAUAGUAUAAAUUAUUUAUAUUAAAUUAAAGUCGUCCUAAUAAAAUAGAAGAUCUUGCAUAUUAGGAAGAAGUAGUUUUAAAGUUUAUAAGGAGUUUUCAGAAUUGGAAAUCUGCCUCAUCUUCUAUUACAUGGACCUCCAGGAACAGGAAAGACAUCUACAAUUAUAGCAUUAGCAAAAUAAUUAUUAGGACCAGAAUUUUGGAGAUUAAGGGUAUGAGAAUUAAAUACUUCAGAUGAUAGAGGAAUAAAUGUAGUUAGAAAUAAAGUUAAAAAAUUUGCAGAAUAAAUAGUUGCUAAAAAUCCAAACUCUAAUUUUAUAAAAUUAUUAUUCUUGAUGAAGCUGAUUCUAUGACUAAUGAUACUUAAAGUGCUCUUAGAAGAAUAAUUGAAGAUUAUGCUUCAACAACUAGAUUUUGUAUUAUUUAUAUUACAAAAGUAAAUUAAUAAUUUAAAUUAGAUUAUUGAACCUUUGGUAUCAAGAUGUGUUAAAUAUAGAUUUAAACCAAUUCCUGAAAAUGAGUAGAUAGAAAGACUAAAAUAUGUGGCUGAUAAAGAUGAUAUAAAUAAAUAGAUGAUCUUGUAUCUGUCAUUUAAACUAACAGUCUUAGAUUUAUUCAAGAAGAAUGUGUUAGAGUUAUUUAAUAAGGUAUAAUAUUGAAUAGUUAGUAUUUACAAUAAUUAUUAUAGAUUUUACAAUUUGUGGAAGCUGUAUUACACAUAGGAAUACUUAUAUUAAAAAUUAAUCAAAUCUUAAAAAAUAUUAAAAUUUCUAUUGUAUCAACUUAAAUUAUUAAAGAAAAACAUAAAGCAAAGA
Molecule: messenger RNA, 915 nt
Organism: Paramecium sonneborni
Lineage: Eukaryota; Ciliophora; Oligohymenophorea; Peniculida; Parameciidae
Source: the annotation of a GenBank genome assembly